AAAGACAGGAAAUGCAGUGUGAAAACAGCAGGCCAAAAGUUCUUGGUUAACUGUAGCCGGGGAGUCUCAGACUAGGAUGGAGAUAGAUAGAGCUGAGACAGAGUGGGCUUCAUGCUAAGCCUUUCUUUGGACUGAGUUUUUGUUGUUAACUUGUUCAAUUGAGGUGUACUGCACUGGUUACGAAAAGGCCAGAGCAGUUCCAGCAUCAAAAUAGUGACAGUUUUGAAUACCAUAGUAUCUACACACUUAGGGUAUUUUUAUUAAAGAAGAUAAAGAGGCCAGACUAGAUCUCAUCCUCAUCUUCACCUAACUGCAACAUCAAAAGUUAAGAAACAGCAUCUUCAGGGCACUUUUAGGUGAGAAGAAGUCUAGAGAUGGAUCCAAACAAUUGUUUACUUCUGAACUUGAAAGUGGACAAUUUCACGAACUGCAAUGCCUCCAAUAACAGCGUGGAUCUCCCUGUGAAUGACGACUGGUUCCACCCGGGGAUCCUCUAUGUCAUCCCCGCAAUUUAUGGGGUUAUUAUCCUGAUAGGCCUCAUUGGCAACGUCACUCUGAUCAAGAUCUUCUGUACAGUCAAGUCCAUGAGAAAUGUGCCGAACCUGUUCAUCUCCAGUCUGGCUUUGGGAGACCUGCUCCUCCUGGUAACGUGUGCUCCUGUUGAUGCCAGCAGGUACCUGGCUGACAGAUGGCUAUUUGGCAGGAUUGGCUGCAAGCUGAUCCCCUUUAUACAGCUAACCUCCGUCGGGGUGUCUGUCUUCACACUCACGGCACUGUCGGCAGACAGGUACAAAGCCAUUGUCCGGCCAAUGGAUAUUCAGACAUCUCAUGCCCUGUUGAAGAUCUGCAUCAAAGCCGCCUUGAUCUGGAUCAUCUCCAUGCUGCUGGCCAUCCCAGAGGCUGUGUUCUCUGACCUCCAUCCUUUCCAUGAGGAAAGCACCAACCAGACCUUCAUUAGCUGUGCCCCAUAUCCACACUCUAAUGAUCUGCACCCCAAAAUCCACUCCAUGGCUUCCUUUCUGGUUUUUUACAUCAUUCCACUGUCGAUCAUCUCCGUCUACUAUUAUUUUAUUGCCAGAAACCUGAUCCAGAGUGCUUAUAAUCUGCCUGUGGAAGGAAAUAUACAUGUCAAGAAGCAGAUGGAAUCCCGGAAGCGGCUUGCCAAGACAGUGCUGGUGUUUGUGGGCCUCUUCGCCUUCUGCUGGCUCCCCAAUCAUGUCAUCUACCUGUACCGUUCCUACCACUACUCUGAAGUGGAUACCUCCAUGCUCCACUUUGUCACCAGUAUCUGUGCCCGCCUCUUGGCCUUCACCAACUCCUGCGUGAACCCCUUUGCCCUCUACCUGCUAAGCAAGACUUUCAGGAAACAGUUCAACACCCAGCUCCUCUGUUGCCGGCCCGGCCUGAUGAGCCGUUCCCACAGCACUGGCAGAAGUACCACCUGCAUGACCUCCUUCAAGAGUACCAACCCCUCCGUGGCCACCUUCAGCCUGAUCAAUGGAAACAUCUGUCACGAGGGGUAUGUUUAGAGUAACCCUUGACCUUGACCCCCUAGGGACUCCUGGCUUUACUUUAUGGCCGGCCAGAAGCCCCAGCCCUUGAAUCUGUAGUUGUCUCUGUACCCUCCAGAGGGCUCUUGACUGGUGUAGGUGGGUGGGGAGGGGCCCAAAUGGAUCACUGUUGUGUUUCUAAGUAAGUUACCAAGGCUUAGCUUUCCCAUUUCAACUUGUAAAUGAAUCUGUGCAUGGAAAGCAAACCCCUCCCCUUUUAAGAAAAGGAAACAAACAAGAAAUUAUUAUUUGAAGCAUCAAGACCUGAUAUACAUAGGCAUGGCCAAUUAAGUCACAGAAACAAUCUGGCCUCCUAGAUGGAUAAAACAGGGAAAUCAGGCCUUGACUGCCUAUUUUGGGAAACUUCACCUUGUCAUUUCUUUAAGCAGAAGCUAAUGCUUUUAAAAUAUGACUCAAUUCCUUUUCCAGGAAUAUCUGUAAUACAUAAACUGAAGAACUUUUAUUUACAUCCCUAACCUGAAAAGUAGACCCUAUGAAAAGCCUCAUAUAUGAACAAUGCUCUCCAGAUUUAUAGCACUGCAAGCCAGUUUAAGAUAAGACAAACCUCAAUUUGAAUAACUACCCACGCAUGGAAAUAGGAAAAAAAAAAACCUCUCUAAAUAUUGAUUUUAAAAAAAUGUUACCGAGGAAUAGGAGGAAUACCCAACACAUAAUUUUAAAGCAAAAAUACAAUCAAACACAUUCACAUAUGUAAAGAUCAAUGUGUGGCUAUAGAGUGAUAUCUCACAUUGUGACUAUCACCCAACUUUAAUUCUCAUAGUGCCAUUCUACCAUAGAAGAUAAAUCCUCUUGUGGAAAAAGUUGACCAUGCUGUCAAUUCCUCAAAUAUUUAAAAUAUUUAUAAGUGCAUAAAGGAUGAUAUUUAUUCUUGGUGUACAGGUUUUGUUUGUUUGUUUUGUUGUUGUUUUUUGGCACUGCUUGGGAUGGAACCCAGGGCUUUGGGCAUGCCAGGCAAAUGCUCUACCACUGAGCCACACUUCCAGCCCAGUACAUAGAUUUUGAGCCACAUGUAUUCACGUAGAUUUAGCUGUUACAUUGAAGCACUGCUUCCAAUAUCAGAAAGAAGGGAUUAUAUUUGAGUAGAAAUAGAAACAUGUUUAUAUUUAAUGUAUGCUUCCCCUACAAGUUUGUGGGGGCAAAUUAAUACAAUUUCAAUAACAUAUAUUUCUGUCUGAAUAUGUACAAGAAAGUUGUAGGGGGCUUACCUUUAAGAAUAGAUUUUAAAAACAGGUACAGAUUUGUUUCCACUUCAGAGGAGUAUUUAUGAAACAGCCCAUGUGCAGAAAAAAGACUAGACUGAGUUUUUUUUCUAAGUGCAUAAAAUUGGCUGUAAAAAUGAUUGGGCUAUCUUACUUUUGAAACCCUGAUUCCAGUUUUUCUUGACUCAAAGACAGGCCAAUUCUGACAGAUUGCAACCAUGUAACUCAAUUUCAGAUGAAUCCAAAUUCUGCAAAUGUGCCCUAAUGUGUAUCCCUUGCACCCUAAGGCAAUUGGCAAUUUUAGUUAAGGUUUCCUCUCCCUAGGUGAGAUAGAAACAGUCAGCAAUCUUUUCCACCUGGCACAUUUGAAAAGAUUUUUUCUCUUGAUACUGGAAAGCACUCAUUUUCUGUGGAGCUUUGAGAGUUAAGACUAAGACCGUUGUAAAGACCUGUGUUUACAAUUGUAUUAGCUGGAGCGAAGCCUCUUCACUGCUGCUUUCUACCUGGCCUGAUGUGCUACUGUACACACCACGCCUUUUUUGGUAACCCAUAAUGACACUGCACAGUUUGAAAAGCAAGACAGACAAUGUAGCACAAAAAAGCAAGAUGUCUUGCUGUCCCAACUCUGCCUCUAGCUAUAUGAUUUUGGCUAUCAAUUUCCCUUCUUUGCAGGUGCAGUGGCACACAUCUGUAAUCCCAACAACUAGGGAGGCUGAGGCAGGAGGAUGGCAAGUUCAAAGCCAGCCUUAGCAACUUAAUGAGGUCCUAAGCAACUCAGCUAAACCUUGUCUCUAAAUAAAAAAUAAAAAAGGGCUGGGGAUGUGGCUCAGUGGUAAAGCACCAUUGGGUUCAGUCCCUAGUAACGAACAACAACAAAAAAACUCUCUUCCCUAAAUUCAUUUUCUUUUCAUCUCCAAAAUGAGAAGACAGUGCUAAAUCCCUCCAUUGCAAAAUUAUCUGAGUUUCUUCAUUAUUUCUAGUUCUAUGUUGAAAGCAUUUAUAUAGUUUUUUUUUUUUUUUUUCGGUACUGGAAAUUGAACCCAGGGGCAUUUUUCCGCUGAGCUACAGCCCUGCUCCCCACCCUUUUAAUUUUUAAUUUUGAGACAGGGUCUUGUUAAAUUGCUUAGGGCCACAUUAAAUUGAUGAGGCUGUCCUCAAACUUGCAAUCCUCCUGCCCCAGUCUCCUGAGUUACUGGGGUUACAGGUGAAUACCACCAUGCCCAACUGUAGCUCACUUGUUACAGCUGCCCUAUUUCUGCAUCUCUUGCAACAAUAACUCUUUGGAAUUCCUUCAACCACCAUUUCAUACUCAUGUGCACACUGGUGGUAUCAAAGGAGACAGGCCAUUCUACUGUGUAAGGGACUCCUUGGAAUCAUUUGUAUGAAUGCCCAAUGUUUUGGAAUUAGAGCUGAAAGAAAUGUAAAACAUAUUGCUCAAUCUUCUCAUUAUUCAAAGGAUACUCUUCCUAGUCACCCUUCAACUUCCAUACAUCUGUUAUACUGAACUACUGUUCCAAAAUUUUGCCCUUGGCUUCCUUCAAAACCUUUGCAUGUGAAUGAGUUCAGGCCUAGUUCGUUGCUAACAUAUAUAGUAUUCUGGGUGCAUAGAUUUCCAGUAUUUGGAAUUCUGGGUGCUAGUUUGAGGAUUUCUGAUCUGCCUGCUUCCAGAGACAUUUUGGGAGCAGGACUCUUCUCCUUGUUUCCUUCAGUUAACAUCAUAACAUCUCUUCCCAAGCUUCUGGAAAAAGAAUGAGAAGAUUGAGGUCUAUGUGUCUUUAGGCAAAUCUUGUUACUUCCUUGAGACUCUUAAAUAAAUAAAAACAUUGGAGGAGAUCUUUGCCAACCAGUGACCAAGAAAUGGUAAAACCAUUUUGUGAAUUAGCUCAAGGUUUAACUCAGACCUUCUUGGUAGGAAUGACUUAAUUGGGCCUCUCUAGGAAAUCAAGGUUGUAUUUCCCCCUGAAAACCUAAAAUCACAUGAGAGCGUUCUAAGACCUAUAUAUAUCACCUCUCUGCCAGGGCAAAGUGUGGCAGGGGCUGGAGCUGAGACAUUUCAUGCCUGGCUUCCAAAGAUAAUCACGUUUAGCACUUAUGUCUUUGGUGAGAAAAAAAAAAUCAAUUUUUGCUGUGGAAAACCAUCUGUGUUUAUUCAAUUGACAGAUACUACCUUUCAAUCUAUCUUUAAUCGAGCCUCCCUGAGGCAAGCAGUUCAACAGUGAUAGAUUAAGCAAUAAACAAAGCCAUCUUCCCACUGUUGGCUGCUGUGGAUAGGGAAGGCACAGUUGCUAUUGGGAGCGAUAUUCCCCAGCAAGAUGAUUGUCCCUGCUUAGCAUGGACAAAGCCCCUCCCUAGCGAUGCUUUUAUGAUUCCCUGUUCUUCUGGCUGCUCUUGCUUCCCCACUGAAUCUGGCCUUCUGAAUUAGCAAGUCCUGGAUCUCCCUUGUUGCCCUACAAAACAAUGUGGUUUCAUCUUGGAAGAUGGUGAUGCCUUAGGUAAAUAAAUUAGAGGCUGCAGCAGAUGAUCCACACUCAUCUUGUUAUGAAAAUAUACAUUGAAAAGAAAUAAACGAACUUGACUCUAGGACAUGGGCCUACUCGGGUUAUAAAGUGCUCAUUUGUGCCAAGUGUAGCAGUUGGUUACUGAUUUCAGGGUCUCUUCACAUAUCACAUAGCUUCUAGUAAUAAAGAUUAGCUUUGGGGAUGACAUGUUAGUGGCAUCCUCAUCUGUGAAGUAAAAGGUGGCUAAGUCACUGUUCCCAGGCACUAGAUAGAAACAAUCAUCCUGGGACCUGACUCUAUGAGAAUCGAAUGAAUAAUAUCCACUUGUAUCAUGGUAAAAUGGGAAGGACACAAGCUUUCUGGCCAUUUGUGUCCUUCACAUCCCCACCAGGAGAAAGCUGUUGUUAGAGAGUAGGCUGGAAUUAGCCCGGGGUUUCUGGAAGGAAUGGACCACAUCUUGCACAUUUGUCUAACUUUUGACCACAUUUUCAUAAUAGAUUAAUAGCUAAAAACGAAAGGAAUCCUUCAGUCUUGCAGGACCAGGUCCUGUGUGUGUUAUUUAAUAGAGCAAAGCCUUGACAUGCUCUUCCGUAUUCUGUAUCUGGAUGGUCGCUCCACCUCUUCCCCCAACACAAAUACAUAGCAACUUUAAUAUAGUGCAAUCCCUUAUUAUAAAUUUUGGUCUUCAAAGAUACCCCUUGCCAGGGGAGAGAGGAGCACAUUAACUCCAUCUGAAUAUAUCCAGAGGAAUCAACAUGAAUAGCGCAUUAAGAGCAAACUUUUUCUUGUGAAACCUCAUAUUAGAAACACGUUCAGUGGCUCAGGGGUAGAGCACUCGUCUAGCAUGUGCGAGGCCCUGGGUUCGAUCCUCAGCACCACAUAAAAAUAAAUAAAUAAAAUAAAGGUAUUGUGUCCAACUACAACUAAAAAAUAAAUUUAAAAAAGAAAGAAAGAAACACAUUCAGUGAGGGCUGGGGAUGUAGCUCAGUGAUAGAGCACUCACCUAGCCUGUGUGAGGCCCUGGGUUCCACCCAGUAUGGGUGGGGAGGGGUGCAGAAAAGGAAUGCAUUCUGUGUAAUUUAUAUAAUUUUUAAAAAAAGUUUCAGUGUUGUGCAUAUAGUGAAUAUAUAAGGUAAGAAUCUUUGGGUUAGAAUACUACAUGUUUAGGACGAAUUCAAAAGAAUACUUGGCAUUUACCUAGUGUUUAUUACGUUACGUAGUCUAUAAAGCACUUUGGCACUCAUUACCUCAUCUAAUCCAAGGCUUCCCUGCUGGCCAAAGAGCUGCUUUAUAUCAUUUACUUUGGAAUUUAUAAAUAUUAAAUUCACUUACUAGUGACCAUUAGAUUAAAAGGCCUGUGGAACUAUGAGGUUAAUACCUGAAAUUGUCAACAUUAGAUCAUAUUUGGCCUACGAAAACACAAUUUCAUCAGGUUCGAUUUAAUCUGAUUUCAUUUUGUUUUGAUGUGAACUAAACAUGUUUCCUUGUCAUGACCUGUUCUGUGAUAUUGAAGAACAGUGCUAAUCAUUGAUUCGCUGAUUUAUAGGGUGUUCUGUUGCCCCCAAAGUGAGUCUCUUUAACUUGGCACAAGGGAAUAAACAGGGUCAUUGUUGACUGUCUCAGGAGAGGCAUACUAGUGGGAACAACAUUUCAUGUUACAAAAAAAUAGUGACAUGGAAUGACCAGAGGUUGAAGAUAUAGCAUGCAUGAGGCCCUGGGUUCCAUCCCAGUACUGAAAAAAACAAAAAACAAAGACACAGAAGGGUGGAAUCCUUGGGAGCAAAAACACAGGCUAUGAAUAUGUACAUUCUUCUAAAAGCAGAAUUGAAGUACUGUGGUUCUGGAAGUGCUGGGAAAGAAGGGACUUAACUUGAGCAAGCACUGACAAUGGGCCAAGUUCAGUGCUGUGGCUCAAGGAUAUUACCUAACCAUCCUACGUCACAUGGAAUAGUUGAAUGACAGAAUACAGACGUGGACCUAAAUCUCUCAAGUCCUCAUCUAUACCGCUGCUCAGCAUUAAUUCCCCAAUCCAGCCUGUGUGACAUAUUCAGUUCACAGUACUAAAUAGAAAGCUCUGGUCCCUUUUCUAGAUUUUGUCCAGAGGCCUGCGCUAGGGAUAGAGUCAAAGAAUACACACAAAGGACAUUGAAACACAUAGGUUAGUUUAGAUGUCUGCACCCUCAUCUCCACCCAGAGACACAAUUCAGUUGCAAGCAGAAGUCCUGGGAAGAAUUUCCCACUUGGUUCUGUGACUGAUGGAAAAGAAAAUAACCUUGGGUGAAGGUCCUAGUGAGAAUAGCCAACCCAGACAUCAUCCAUCUUUGAAUCAGAGUUAAUUGGAGAAAAAGUAUCAGGAAAAGGUAGAACCACCCUCUACAUCUCUUCCUUUCUACAAAACUAAAAUAUGCCAGCGGAUGUGUUCUUGAAGUCUGGGGACCCAAGCUACACAAAUAGCCUCUACUAGAAAAUACUUCCUAAACUACUGGGUCAGGUAAGGAACUUGGGUAUGGAAUUAGGAAAUCUGAGUGCCUAGCCUAGAUGUCCUGUCACAAACCCAGAUAUCACCAUGUUUCUGCCCUCUCUGAGGGUUUGCACCUUUCCAGAAGAUAAGAUUUUUCCUCAAAUUUAAAAUUCACUCCCAGAGUCAUAUAAUGACAUGAAAGGACUCUCAUAAUUUUAUGGUCUUUUAAAAGAAUCAUUUUAAUGGACAAUAAAACCUCAUGCAUUCAAAACCUCAUUAACUCCCAGACAAGCUUGAAAAUGUUGCAUAACUCAGGAUUUCAGUAUUUAAAAUACAUUAUAUAACUUGGGCCUGUUGUGAAUCCAAAUUUUUCAUCACUUUGCUUGAAUUUUACCUAUUGUCAAUGAUAAUACAGCAUUAGGAAGAUAAAACUGAUUUUCUUUAAAGAAAUUAUUAUUUUUUUUCUAAUCUGGUCUCUAUUGAUUUGAACAUGACCUUUCUUGCAUUAAAGUUGGCUGGGUUUUGGGUGAUACAAUAAUAUGUUGAAGCAGUCAAUUCAGCAAGUUGUAAAAAUAUAUGGCACAAACUUCUUUAGUGUCAUUUUGUGUUUUGUUAUAAAUAUUAGACACAUUUUGUAAAUUAUAAUUGUACUUGUUACUAUUAACUAUAAAUAUUUAUUGCCUUGAAAAAUGUGCUCUGUUAAAUAACUCAGAACAAGUUCCAGGUGUGGUACUUAGUUUAAAUAAUGUCAUGGUUUGGCUUUGCCUAGACUCCUUGGACAAAUGAAUUAUUUAUAAGAAAUUCACAAUAGUUCUAUGAAUGAUUCAGAUCCUUGUAAAUGUGCAAACUUAACUGUGUGGCCAUGUACAACUCUCUGUAUAAAGUGUGCUCUUUGAUUGAAUUUUUAUUUUUCAAGAAGUGUUUCCAAAGCAUCUAUCACAUCGUGUAUGAACUGUAUGACACUGAAUCAAAUCCAGUGAAAUAAGCUGAAUGUUCAAGUCAUAGAUGAUAAUAAAUUGAACUAUUCCUUAAUGUAAUAAAGUCUAAUUUGUGAAAUGGACAAAUGCAUGUAUCCAAUGUUCAAUAAAAAGUAGCCGUUGCAUGAA
Molecule: messenger RNA, 8835 nt
Organism: Marmota monax (woodchuck)
Lineage: Eukaryota; Metazoa; Chordata; Mammalia; Rodentia; Sciuridae
Gene: Grpr
Product: gastrin releasing peptide receptor
Exons: 3
Coding region: 375-1529 (384 amino acids)
Biological process (GO): G protein-coupled receptor signaling pathway
Cellular component (GO): membrane
Molecular function (GO): G protein-coupled peptide receptor activity
Source: RefSeq, a predicted model, not a curated record